AUGUUCAAAUCUGGAGAUAUUUCUGCAGUGAGGGCUGGUUCCCAGACACUGGCAGGGCUUGCGAAACGGAUAAACAUCCCCUUAACACCCACGAGUCCUCCCGGUUUAAUCGAAGCAAACACUGUCGAUCCGUGGAAAGAGUCUGGGAAGUACGCUUUGGGAUGGACCUACUUCUGUGUAGUACUGGUCGUGCUCGUGGGUAUCACAAGAUGCUACCAUCUCUGGACCGACAAGAUCAGACAAGCGAUGCACAAGCAUGAGGUGGAACAACAUAUGGUGACCUAUUCGCCCGAUGCGGAUUACGCGAUGGGAAAUAUUGAGACAGGAGGAACCGCACAGCAACUUUUCCCUCGAGACGCCGAGGAAAAGUCUUUCGUUCUGACCAGAGGCCAAUCGCAUUGGUCAUCAUUCGGCGUGGUCAACGAUACCCUGGCUCUAUUCAGAUGGAUCUUUUACCGGCCGGUUGCUGAGGUCAAGUGGAAGAAGAGGACAAUUCUCAGCUUCCCAUCUCUGGCUGUUAUUGCUAUUCUGGUCAUCGCAACAGCGUUUGUGACGUUAUACUGCUUCUUACCACAACCGCUUUACUGGCAAAGCAUCCAAUAUGGCUCCCCACCUCUCGCAAUUCGGGCUGGCAUGAUCGCAAUUGCAAUGACACCAUGGAUCGUUGCAACAAGCAUGAAAGCGAAUCUCAUCACGAUGGUUACAGGAAUUGGUCAUGAGAGACUCGGCGUCUUUCACAGAUGGGGCGGAUAUCUAUGUCUCUUCUUGUCCUUAGUCCAUGCCAUUCCAUUUUACGUUCAGCCCGUUUGGGAAGAUGGUGGGAUGGAUGUUUAUUCAAAGCUCUUCCCUUCUGGCAGUGGAAUUAUCUACGGUACCGGAAUUGCAUGCCUCGUACCCCUGGGGUGGCUCUGUAUUGCCUCGCUACCAUUCUUGCGAUCGCUUGCGUACGAGCUCUUCGUCAUGCUACAUAUUCCAGUAGCAGUGGCUUAUGUCGGACUCCUUUUCUGGCACUGCAAAAAUUAUCUCACCUCAUGGGAUUACUUGUAUGCCACUGUUGCCAUCUGGGUCCUCUCAUACUUUGUACGAGUAUUCAACUUGAACUGGAUGAAGCCAUGGAGAAACGCUUGGCUUAUUGGCGACGAGGCGGCUGUCACGCUUAUGGCCGAGAAUGCCAUUAAGGUCACCAUUCCAACUCAAAUGACGUGGAGACCAGGACAAUAUGUGUACUUGAGAAUGCCUGGCAUCUCAGUCUUCGAGAACCAUCCGUUUACGAUUUCGUCGCUGUGUAGCGAGGACUUCCCUUCAGAAUACGGGGAUUUGUACAGAGAUUGCACGCUUGUCUUCCGACCAUUCGGAGGCUUUACAAGGAGGGUUCUUGAAACAGCCAUUGAGAAAGGACCAUUCAAGACAUAUCGUGCGUACCUCGAAGGACCAUACGGUGGUAUGCAACGAGAACUAGCUGCAUUCGACACAGUCAUUCUUUUUGCUGGUGGCAGUGGUAUCACAGCCAUUGUCUCGCAACUCUUGAAUCUCAUCAAGAGAAUGAGAGACGGGAAGGCGGUAACGAAGAAGAUCGAGGUUGUCUGGGCUCUGAAGAGACUGGAGGCAAUGGACUGGUUCAGAGAAGAGCUCCGGAUUUGCAGAGAAUAUGCUCCUCCGGACACUGUAACAUGCCAAUUCUACGUCACAGCAGCCAAGAGGCAGUCGAGAGUCGGAAUGAGCGAGAGGGCACCAAGGCCAAUUAGCACAAUCUUCCAUGAUAAGCUAGAUGGCUUCGUGGCCGGAAUCGCAUCGAAGAGAAACUCGCAAUUUAUCCGAGACGAAGCUCAGGGAGACGAGGAGCGAGAGAGAGAACUUCGACAGGAAGACGAGGAUGCAAUUACAUCCCUCCCACAACAGAAGCAUUUGCAACACAAGGUGUUCCCACCUCCACCCACAACAUUCUUCCCUCCUCCGCCCAAAAAAGCACUCCGGGAGAAUGCUCUCAAGAAGCUUGAAGGCAAAGAGAAGAGAAACUCUAUGCUUGGCUCUGAAGCCGAUAGCCACGAAGCAACCCAUAAAUUUCACUCACCAUCGUCCCGCCCAGGAGAUUUCCAUUUCCCAGCACCAUCUCCCCGGCAUGAUGCACCACACUUCCAAUUUGCGCCUCCAUCGCCAAACCGACUCAGCAACAGCACGUACAACCCGCAGAACUACCCACCGCCACCUCCAGGGCCACCUCCCAACGCAUACAGACCAGCUUCGUACAUGUCCUCGGACUCGAGGCCAGCUUCCUACCUUCCCUCAGAACCCUUCCCACCACCACAAUCCGCAUUCGCCCCUCCUCCAACAGCCCCAACUUACCCUGAACCAGCGCACACGCGCCAAAAGUCCGCGGAUCUCCAAAUCCAAAUCCCCACCAAGACCGCCUCCUCAACCUUCGACUUCGGCUUCCCCACGACACCAACCGAGUUCCAGAAGAAUUUGAUGCGGUUUGCUUUUGUCGGAGCCAAGAAAAAGGAGGGCUGGUCGACAGAAUACGGCCGUCCGGAUCUCGGGUACAUGUUGAAGGACAUGGCGACUGGAGGUGCGGAUGGGAAAGGUAUCUUCGGGAGGAGGACGUGUGUCUUUGUGUGUGGACCACCGAGUAUGAGAGUUGAUGUUGCAAACACGGUUGCAAGACUACAGGCGGAUAUUUGGGGUGAUGAUAGCAAAGAUGAGAUUUUCUUACAUACCGAGAAUUAUGCUAUUUGA
Messenger RNA from Cadophora gregata, 2733 nucleotides. RefSeq lists its product as uncharacterized. The coding region runs from base 1 to 2733 and encodes 910 amino acids. The record is from RefSeq and is a predicted model, not a curated record. The transcript has a single exon. Lineage: Eukaryota; Fungi; Ascomycota; Leotiomycetes; Helotiales; Ploettnerulaceae. Gene Ontology annotation, molecular function: ferric-chelate reductase activity. Gene Ontology annotation, cellular component: plasma membrane. Gene Ontology annotation, biological process: copper ion import; intracellular iron ion homeostasis; iron ion transport.